Pisolithus orientalis is the source of this 4152-nucleotide messenger RNA. RefSeq lists its product as uncharacterized. Gene Ontology annotation, molecular function: protein binding; structural constituent of nuclear pore. NCBI's taxonomy places the organism in Eukaryota, Fungi, Basidiomycota, Agaricomycetes, Boletales, Pisolithaceae. The record is from RefSeq and is a predicted model, not a curated record. The transcript is spliced from 18 exons. The coding region runs from base 143 to 3937 and encodes 1264 amino acids. Gene Ontology annotation, cellular component: nuclear pore outer ring. Gene Ontology annotation, biological process: protein import into nucleus; poly(A)+ mRNA export from nucleus; transcription-dependent tethering of RNA polymerase II gene DNA at nuclear periphery.
GUAGGGACUUGUCGAGAGUCGUCGUCGCUGUCGGUGUCACUGCCGUAUUCUUCGAUACCGAGCAUUGUCGUCGUUGAGUAGCACCAACUUGUCAAAGUACCAACUACAUAAGCGAGACCCUGAUCAAACGACGACGACCACGAUGGCAGCAUUCGAUUCCCCACCGCCACGCAAGACACACAGAUACGGGACACCCAGACAGCCGUCGACACCACCCAGACAACGAAAACUCGUUGGGACGCGUAUCGUAAGUGGAGGUACCAACAACAAUGCCGCUACGACGCCUACGAAUGCUAUGGACGUCCAAGAGGUUGGACACUACGACAGAGAACGACCGCUCAGAGAAAAAGAUACCGUCUUUGCAAAGACUGAAGAGCUCGUCGUCGGUUUGUAUGGCAACUUGCCCGUCGAAGUGCGGCACGUCCUUCGAUCUGCAGACUUUCUUACAGAGUCCUACGUGGGUGGCAUAGACAGCGCGUCGGGAUACACCCUUGUCGCCUCCGUUCGCACUUGUUACGUCUGGGCACACGCUACCCUCAAACCCACCUCACCCAGUCCAACGUGCUACAUUCUUCCCUGCCCACCACCACCAAUAGACCACCCCACUACCACCUUCCAGGCACCCUACUUCGCACUAGUACCAUCUCGCGCUCGCGCUGUCGAACCGGGCCUUAUCCUUGUCUCACCCCCUGGGGUCGCACGGUUCUGGCCCUCCAUCUCUUCCGGCCUGUCAGGCGGGGGUACAUUCGAGUCCAUCCAGAUCCCGCUGGAUGUGGCCGAAGACGAGUACGUAUCACGUCUCGCACGAAUAGAUCUACCAGCAGGAGCCUAUGGGUACUUGGCAACGACGUCCACAGGUCGGAUAUUCCGUCUAGUGAUCACGUCCCAGGCAGGAAAACACACCCUCACUGCGAGACUGUUUUCGCCACAACCUUCAUCGUCUUCCUUAUCUCUCACACGUCUGUUUGGUAUUGGAUGGUCUACGCCAGCACCCGCACCACGUCCGGAACCAGGAAAUGUUGUGACGCUCGUAUCAUCGGGAAGCGUCAUUUUCGCACUCGUAGAGAUGAGGAUACAAAAAUGGGCAUUGAGCAGCGAGGAACUGAUUAAAGAGACGGAUGUGGGAGAGGUCAUCAGAGAGGCUAUUGCGAGUGGCGUAGGCAUAGAAGACUUGGAGGGUAUCGACUUGGUCGUCGAGAGCGAAAACACCCUCGUGCUACUCGUGUCGUAUGCUUCCUCCGCCACGCAGGACGCGGGCGCCAUGGUCCUUGACCAGUACGAUUAUGGACUGCGCAGAGUAUACGCAACCGUUCGUCUUGUGUCACAUGAGGAUGGCUGGAGAGUGGAUGGGGUCAGCGUCGUUCCCUAUGUUGCUAACGCAGCAUCCCCUCCCGCCCACCCUCAUUUGUCGUUACUAGCAGGUGGUGCCAUUGUAGCGGUCUUGUUUGGCGAAGUGGUCGUAUUGUGCGCAAGGGACACGCCCUACCAUGAGAGACUCGUUCUAAAGUCAUCUACCGAUAGACUGCUCGGGUUGUCAUCUCUUCCCUCAGUUUUCUCUGUUGACUACGCAGAUGCCGACAGCAGCAUCGAUAUGGAUGGUGGUGAAACUCGGGAGGAGGCCCAAAUGCUACUGAUGACGAGUGGUCUGAUGUUGAAGGCGCGUGUGGACGCAGAUAGAGUGAAGAGGUUCAGGGUAGAAUCUCUCCCGAAGCUGCUCAGGGCAACUCUCAAGCAAGCCAUCUUAUACUCACCUGUCCCAUCGAACCCACUCCAAUUUAUCCUACCACCUUCUCCAUUACUUGAUGGGGAUGCGCUCAUGCACGCUGCGGAGGAAACAAGUGCCAGUGUCCUUGCAAGUGACCCUGAGAUCGUUCGACCUAACCAUGACCUCACGGCCCAGCUGACGGCAAGGAAAGAACGGUUAAGCUGGCUGAUUGGGUUCAUCAAUGAUAAUGGCGCAUUGGGAAAGAUGUCGCAAAGAAGUCGACAGCGUCUUGCGACUGAUGCCGAGAAACUGUAUGCGUGUCACCAGCUUUGGGUCAGACUCAAUGAGCAUAUCGAUUCUGGUGCAGCUCACUCCCUGAUCAUCGAUACAAUCCACGCGUUCACUGCUGCUCAUCCCUCUUCGUUUGCUACGCCCUCCCGUUUGGGCUCCCCUGCAACGCCAGAGAGGACUUCAACUCAAGAUGUCGUUCGAGAUUUCUUCAAAUACCGCGUCCUGGAUCUUGGAAGGCUGCUAGUUUUCAUGGUCGAGUACCUCGGCCAGCUGGGAUCCAUGGGCACUGGUGGUAUAGGAGCAUUGAAAGAGAUUGGCGGGGCUGUCGUGGCAACACUUCAGGCUGCGCUUUCCUACCGCGCCUACAAUAUUGGUGUAUACGGCGUCGACUUGCCCAUGAUUAAACCGUGGACUAGUCGGCCUACGGUCAUCGACGCGGUCCUCAAGUUGGUGGAGGCGACUUCCAAGACUGCAACGGAUAGCGCGUCGAGCUCAAGUGCUGGCGCGAAAGAUGUCGUGAAUAUGCUACCUGAGUUGGCAACCCUUCUGUUUGCUUGUAUACAGGAGAGAUUGGAUUGGCUAGGGAGUCCAAUGGGUGCAGAUGAGCCUGGUUCCCAGAGGGACAGGAUAGAGCUCGAGGAUCGAUUCUCGCAACUCCGACCUGAGGUCUUAGAGACAUUGCGCCUUACCAACCAUCUUCAACAAGCCCUCGCCCUAGCUACGACCUACACAGACUUCCCGUCACUCGCCUCCCUACUUCUCCGACCUACACCCUAUCCACCGUCUGCCAAUCCACACGCCUCCCUGAUCAAGGACUAUCGUGAGCGGUAUAACCAUGCAUUUGGUCGCGAGGUGGUGAGGUGGUGUAUCGAACACGGCGAAGCGCGCGUACUGUUUGCAGAGGAGGAUACAUGGGGACCGUACAUGGAUGAAGUGUUUGCGGACGGCGCGGACAGGAAGAGGCAAGGACCAGAAAGUGGAGCGAUGGAUGUCGAUGGGCACGAGCGGGACGAGUUCAACGCGAUUGCAUGGGUGAACGAUAUGGGAAGAUCGAGGUUUGGCGAUGCUAGUCGACGGUUGAUCAAUGUAGCCAAGGGCGCGACCGAGGUCGGCCAGAAACACUUCAUGUUGAGUCUGGGAAAACUCGCGCAGCUUGCGCACUUGCAGGAGGGAGGGGCAGUGGAUGGAUCAUUGUUGGAAGCUUUCCAUGAUGGCUUAGAUUUCAUUGCAGUACAAGAAAAACUCUUCAAAGAUUUCCAAAGCGUACUAGUUUCUUUGCGUGGAAAACAAAAGCAAAACCAAGAUGCACAGGUAGAAGCCAUCGUGCGUACAAAAGCGUCGAGGCUCAGGGAAAGCGAGAAAAAGGGGCUCCUCUCGAUUUUCAAAAACGAUGUCAGACGGAUAUUACAACGCAAGAUGUUGUCCGUCGAAGAUAUGGUGGAUGUUCUGACCCUCAAAGACAACGAAGAGACCCUCGGGGAUUACGCAACCGCGUUACAGUUGCUGCUUAGAGAAGAGGACGUGCCCGACAUAAGGAGAAUUUCGGCUUUCAAGAGAGUCUGGUGUCGGGUAUACAACCACGACGAUUGGGAUGUUAUCCGCCAGACGGCCAACAUUACAGAUGCCCAACUCGCUACACGCUUCCGUGGGACUGCGCUAUAUCACACCCUUCAAGCCAUCCUGCCUGUAAUCAGGUCUACUCCACAAAAUGAAAUGUUGCCUGAAGGUUUCGACCUCGACCCGAAUCAAUGUCUGCCUGUUCCCCUUAUGCCCGAAACCUCCUCUCGGUUCCCUGGAAUGCCAGCGGAGAUGGUGGGUGAAUUGGCUAGGGAUUUCAGAGCCGAAAGUACGAACGUCGAGCGGAUGAGACUGGAUGACUGUGUACUUCAGGUAAAGAAUAGUCGUCACCGGGUUCGGCUCAUCCAAAUAUGCGCCUCUUAAGACGUUCAUACUCGAUCCGUGCGGCGAGGAUGAUGUUCUCGAAGUUGCGCUUGCGCCAUUGAUUAGAGUACUCUUCCUGCCUCUCCCUUUCCUGUACCACCCACAUCCCGUACAACUCCGACAGUGCAUGUUCGCGAGCUUCGGGGGAUGUAGAAUCCGGAAGAGACGAUAACACGGCCGCUUUAGCUGCUUCGAAGCGUUUGUUGCUCUACCCG